Messenger RNA from Talaromyces rugulosus, 2847 nucleotides. RefSeq lists its product as uncharacterized. The transcript has 6 exons. The record is from RefSeq and is a predicted model, not a curated record. Lineage: Eukaryota; Fungi; Ascomycota; Eurotiomycetes; Eurotiales; Trichocomaceae. Bases 1 to 2847 code for a protein of 948 amino acids.
AUGGCUAGCAUGGAGCUUUCGGCGGGUCUGUUGGAGAUUGUAAACUCUCUGACCCAAGACGAUAUUCCAUUCAAGCUUCGGUGUGCUGUCUGCAACAAGCUGGCUGUCAACGCAUUUCGACUUCCAUGCUGCGAUCAAGCGAUAUGCGAAAACUGCCAGACAACCCUGCCAGACAGCUGUCCUGUCUGCGAGCACAACCCCGUCUCACCCGACCUCUGCAAACCGAACAAAGCACUCCGCACUACUCUCAAGGCUUUUCUACGAACAGAAGAGAAAAAGCGAGAAAAGGAUCGCCCAUCAGCUACUCCCGCUCCAGCGCUGGCGCCACCCGUUGAGACUGCCACGAGCCAGGUUGCAGAUGAAGCCGCUCCCAAAAAAGAAGAUGAGGCGACUCCAGUGAUAACGCGUGAGCCUGUUAUCGCCGAUGAGCCUGUAGUGGUGCCGUCUACCGAAGACGUGCAGCCUCUUGAAGAAACGGAACCUCUACCUCAACCCUCCGAUCAGCCUGGAGAAGUACCCGCCACCGCUGCUGGUAACGAAACUGCUGAAAAUAUCGAGGAGAACACCACGCCAGCUGCGAGCGGAGCUCUUGUCGAGGGCGAAUCGCAGCCGACCCAGCAGGACAUGGCAUCGGCAAACGGGCCCAAUACAGCAUUUCCCAACAUGGGAUUUGGGGUGAACCCGGGGAUGAUGCCUAAUGGAGCUUGGGCAGGACAGGAUCUCGGCGCUAUGACACAGUUCAUGCCGAAUACACCAAUGAACAACAUGCAAAAUCCAAUGGGAAUGCUCGGAAUCGAUCCGAUGACUGUAGCUCAAGGAAUGUUCGGAGGGUUUGGUAUGAACAUGAAUAAUAUGAGCAAUGGCAUGAACGUGGGGUUUGGAUCAGGACAGCAGAUGUAUGGCAAUUGGGACAACUCUCAAAACAAUAUGUACAAUCCAACUGCAUUUGCGAAUGGUAUGGGCCAAGAUUAUCGCGCCUCUGGCUAUGCUGGCUACAUGUCUCAAGACAACGGGAGCUAUUCUCAGAUGCAACAAUACUCUAACCAAAAUUACAACCAAGGAGGCUACUAUGGCAACAAUGGGCCUGGCUAUAUGAGGGGCAUGGGCCGUGGUCGUGGUCGCGGCUAUUACCGUGGCCGCGGGGGAUACUAUGGCCAGAUGCAUGCUAACAACCAGUAUCAGCAAGGCUACCAGAAUAAUGUAUCUUCGGAAGCCAUGGAGCAGACCGCCUCGGCACCAUCUGCAGAGGACGUUAAGAAAUUCAACGAUGAUUUAGCCCCUGGGGGAGAAGACGACCUGGGAGAUGGCCCGCUUAAAGACGAGACUGCAGAAGCCCAGAAGGCUUUGGGUAAUGUUGAUCGUACUGGUGACCCUGAUGGCCAUAAAUCUGAAGAUGGUGAUCCGCAAGACCUUCCUGAUAAAGAUGGUGCUGCUGUAUUACAAGGUAUUCCAACCAUUGACAGUCUUGAUAGUGCCUCUUCCAAUCACGAUGGUUAUCAAAACGGCCCGAUGUUGGGACACAUGGAGCAAGGAUACGGCCGAGGUAGAGGUUAUGGCCGCGGAGGAUUUUAUAAUAACCGAGGUGGCUAUUAUCAGAAUGCUCCAGGACAGCAGCCUGCAAUAGGGCAGGGCGUUGUAGGUGCCCCCGUUGCACCGCGCGCUAUGCGUCAGGGUCUUCCCAAUAUCAGCACGCGGCGGCUUUAUCCAGGCCAUGGACACAACCCUUCCACUGGAGAGGCGCCCGAAAACGCAUCACGGAGUGCCACCCCAACUACCACCCCAGCUACCAUGAAUGGCAACAACCGUCCACAGUCCCCAUCAGCCAAGACGUCUCGAAUGCGAUCCCAGUCCCCUUCGCAGGUAGACUCUGGGGCUCAAUCACGACCUCCCCAGUCUCCUGCAGUGCCAAGUUCUCGCCAUGACCGCCAUCGGCGUGACCGAUCUCAAGCCUCUCAUGCCAGCGAGGCCAACAGAGACAAAGAUAGGCGAAGAGACGACCGCGACAAGAACGUGGACCGAUCACGAUCACGGUCCCCGUCACAGACGAAGGAAACUUCUCGACGCUCCUCACAUCGCCCGGACCGCGAUCGAGAGCGAGAUACGAAACCCAACCACCGCUCGCAUCGUUCUCGUCGCCAUCGCAGCCGCAGCGGAAGCCGUUAUCGUGAUGGCGAAUCCCCUAGUCUGGGGACCACUAACGGUAGCGAGAGAAAAGACCUUGCGAGCCGGAUUACCACUGCACAACGACUUAACAAGGAGUCGUCUGGUCGCUCUCGCGAAGACCGAAGCAGUAGACGUGACCGCGAAAAACGCCGGGACCGAGAGCGCGAUUAUGACUACGAACGUGAUCGAGACCGAGAUCGAGACCGUGACCGUCACCGCGAAAAGGAGAAGGACAGACCUCGAGAUAGAGACCGAGAACGCGAGCGUGAAAAAGACCGCAAACGACCUCGCCGCGAUCGGUCUGCAUCACCAAAUGACAGCGACUCGUCGCACCGCCAUUCACGGCGUGUUAAACGCAGUCAUAACCGAGACGAGAACGACUAUGACAAACGCCGGCCCUUGACCAGCAGGACCCAUGCCAGCACAAAAUCGUCGGGCGAGCCGCCUUCUUCGUCCAAGGAUCCGCAUACUCUAGAGCGCGAAGCCCGGAACCGAGAGCGCAUGAUGAAAGAGCAGCAGCGACGCACCGCGGCCACGACAGACCGUGACGGGAGAAGCUCUCGUGGGCGUCAUGACCGUGACCGUGAACUGGCCGGGGGCCGUCGACUGAGCUAUAAAUACGAAGACGACGAGGAUGGCAUGAAUCGCAUCGAAGAAGAGCGAGAAGCCAGCCGCUGGGCUUGA